GUUGCUGCUGUGGAACACUGGGUCUGGAGGCGUCCAUUGAACAGAACGUUUCUGUAAGAGUGUCAGAGGCCAAGAGGAUCAAAGGAACUGUGUCUUCUCAGAAGAGCCACCCUUGUGAGAAUUGUGGUGCGGUCUUGAGGGACAUUUUCCAGUUUGUUGAGCACCAGGGAACACAACACAGUUCGAAAUUCUUGAGGUGUGGGGCGUGUGCAAAACCAUUUUAUUUCAGUGCAAAGUCGCACCAGCACCAUGGGCAGGACAUGAGAGCAGAGAGUUUGAUAAGAGGUAUGAACGAGGGCUCUGUUGUGAAGAGCAGCACAGUCAGUGUGUCCCAGAAGCUUUUUACCGGUCAGAAGGUUGGACACAGCAUCCUUACUGCCUCAAGACAACUUCAGAAACAGGCUCCUCUUACCAGGGACAAACCAAGUGAACUCUCCUUGUCUGGGGUAACAUUUCAAAACGGGGAGAAAUUCCUUUGCCAGAAAGAAUCUAAAAAAGCCAUUGGCUGCAACGACACGCUUGUUCCAGACCGAGCUGUCCGUACUGGAAGGCAGCGUGUUGUGAGCCCUGAAAGUAAAAACUGUUUUAAAGGAAUCUCUGACCUUCGUGAUCAUCAGAAAGUCCACUCGUUGGAAAAGCCAUAUGAAUGCAGUGAGUGCGGGAAAUGUUUUAGGUAUCGGUCGAACCUUAUCCAACACAGUCGAGUUCAUGCUGGAGAUAAGCCUUAUGACUGUGGUGAAUGUGGGAAAUUCUUUAGCCAAAGGUCCAGCCUCAUUCAACACCAGAGAAUUCACACUGAACAAAAGCCAUAUGAGUGUAGUGAAUGUGGGAAAUAUUUUACCAGAAUGUAUAGCCUUCAUCUUCAUAAAAGAGUUCACUCUGAUGAAAGGCCUUAUGGGUGCACUGAAUGUGGGAAAUCUUUUGCCAGAAUAUCCAACCUUCGCCGUCAUCAGAGAGUUCACACGGGAGAAAGGCCAUAUGAGUGCAGUGAAUGUGGGAGAACUUUUUGCAGUGCCUCUGGACUGAAUUAUCAUCAGAGAGUUCACCCUGGGGAAAGACCUUAUGAGUGCACAGAUUGUGGGAAAUCAUUUACCGGUAGAUCUGGACUCCAGUGUCAUCAGAGUGUUCACACUGGGGAACGGCCAUAUGAGUGCAGGGAAUGUGGGAAAUAUUUUACCAGAAUAUCCAACCUUCGUCGUCAUAAGAGAGUUCACACUGGAGAAAGGCCAUAUGAGUGCAAUGCAUGUGGAAGAACGUUUCGCAGUGCCUCUGGACUGAAUUAUCAUCAGAGCAUUCACAGUGGGGAAAGACAUGAGUGCGCAG
This is a messenger RNA of Myotis brandtii (Brandt's bat), 1323 nucleotides long. RefSeq names its product zinc finger protein 501-like. Gene Ontology annotation, biological process: negative regulation of transcription by RNA polymerase II. The transcript has a single exon. The record is from RefSeq and is a predicted model, not a curated record. Lineage: Eukaryota; Metazoa; Chordata; Mammalia; Chiroptera; Vespertilionidae. Gene Ontology annotation, molecular function: DNA-binding transcription repressor activity, RNA polymerase II-specific. The annotation marks the transcript as partial.